Molecule: messenger RNA, 2160 nt
Organism: Alosa alosa (allis shad)
Lineage: Eukaryota; Metazoa; Chordata; Actinopteri; Clupeiformes; Clupeidae
Exons: 4
Coding region: 105-1775 (556 amino acids)
Source: RefSeq, a predicted model, not a curated record
AUGACCAGGGCUUCACAAAAGGCUAAUAACGGGAGAGGGGUCUCCGAACAUUACGCACUGCACCCAGAUAUCUGUGACUCGAGCGUUCCCUGCCGGACAACAACAUGGGCAAGCGCAAAACCAAGAACAGCGUCAAGCAAGAAGACCAACUGCCUCUUAUUCUGGAUUCACCGGUGGUCAAGAGCAAACCGCGCAACCAUUAUGUUCUUAUGUGCUUUUUAUUAUUUGUUGUGGUCGUUGGUGGACCACUUCUCAGCUGGCUUUGUAUUCAACAACAGCAAUCCAUUAACGAGUUGUCAGAAACCUUUACGUCCAUGCAGAUGAAACUUGUGAAGUUCCAACAGCACGAAGGGACACAGAACCCACAAUUGGAUGGCAUUGGCCAUUUUGAAGAGAGGCUGCUAGCUCUGGAGCAGGCGCAAUCCAAGGCCCAAAAGCAGGCAGAAAUGGCGCUGACAGCUGCCGAGCAGCUGAAGGUUUCGGACCUCCACACUCAGGUGUGGGCCUUACAGGCAGAGAUGACCACAGAGCUGAACUCCAAGAUAGCCGAGCUGCAACAGGUCGGCGUGUCCGUAGCCUCCCUGAAUGCGCUGAUCACGAACCAGAGCAAGGAGCUGGAGGCCGUGAAGCAGAGUGUCAGUGACAUCCUGAACUCCAACUCUCAGCUUGCCCUCAGUAUCUCCGGCCUCGCCAGCAGUGUGACUAGUGCAGCGUCCCAGCUCGACCAGCAAGGCAUUGUGAUGGACGACCUGAGCGUCCAGCUGCAGGAGCAGGCAGAUGAGAUCCACAGCCUGAGGGAAUCUCUCUCAAGUCAACAGGAAUCGCUCGAGUCCAACAGUCAGGAGGUGCUGGAAAUGAAGAGCCUGUUGGUGAUGGCACGGAUGAAGAGGCAGAAGUCCCUAAAUAAGCAACUGAAAGCUGUGCAGCAGAGCUUAUCAGAGCAACUCAACCAAGCCCACAGCCUCCAUGCCGACCUGGAGGCCCCGUUGCUUGUUGUGCAUAGCCAGUUACUCCCUGGUAGUGAGGCAGCCUCUGAGGAACCAGCAGCUGAAGAGGAAACAGACACAGCUCCAGAGGAGACACAGGAACCAAAAGGGGAAACAUCUGAUGAAGAAACCGCUGCAGAAGAGGAGACGGCAGCAGGAGAGUCCACUGAUGAGACUGCUGUACUUGAUGAGGAAGCACCAGAUGAGGCUUCUGAUGAAACCUCGGAGACAGAAGAAUCCCUGGAUUUUGAAGAGGAAGCAACUGGAGAGGCUCUGCAAGAGACAGAAGAUGCUUCUGAAGAACCACAGGAGGAGGAGGAGGAGGAGGAAGAAGAGGAUAUGAUGGAGGAACCUGCAGAUGAAAUAGCAGAGGAAGACACUGCAGAAGAAGCUGACAAAGAAUAUGCUGAGGAAGAAAUCGAAGAAUUAGAAGAAGAGGAAGAAGAGGAAACAGAAGAAGCAGAAGAAGAACAGGAAGAAAAAGAAGAAGAGGAGGAGGAAGAGGAAGAGGAUGGAACUACAGAGGAGCUAUCAGAAGAGGACACAGACAGUCAGUUAUAUUUAGAUGAACCGUCAGAAGUUGACGAAGAAUCUAUUGAGGAGAAAUCUGUUGAUGAGGAGGCUGACGCUGAAGAGGAAUUAGUUGAAGAUGAUCUUGAAGAGGAACUUGAAGAUGAGCCAUCAGAAAAUGUGGAAGAAUUCGGAGAAGAUUUCAUGGAGGAAACCACUGAAGAAGAAAUGGAGAAGGACGCAGAAUAUGAUGAUGAUGAUUUUGCAGAGUUUGAAUAGCAUACAAAAUAAAGUGCUUUUUCAAAAGAGCAAGACAACGAAGCGUUAAACAAACAUGGCUGAAUCAGCCAUUUCUUUUGAUACUUUUGAUGUUUGUUUUCAAGAGAAACUUUUCUUAUAGUCAAGAUGAUGGCACUGCCUUGAUUGCCAUGUUCAUUUGGGUAAAUGUGACUGAAAUAAUAUGAAACGAAAUUGUUGCCUCAAAAAAGACUGAAAAAAUAAUAAAACAAAACAACCUAUUUAUAUGAGUAGCCUGAACAUUGAAAUAAAAUAAUGUAGACACUGGAAAUGUUGGCCGAAAAACCUUAGAUACUAAGACUGGAAUAAUUUAAUAUAAUUUAAUCUCAUCGACUUUCAGAAAUAAAACUUAUUUGUGUGUUUUGUA